This is a messenger RNA of Lachancea fermentati, 435 nucleotides long. Lineage: Eukaryota; Fungi; Ascomycota; Saccharomycetes; Saccharomycetales; Saccharomycetaceae. The record is from the annotation of a GenBank genome assembly.
AUGACCAGCGAGGAACACAAGGAAUUGGCUGCAGGUGAGCAACCUCACGAAGCAGGUGUGGCGCCAGCCGCCGCUCCUGCAGAAUUCGCCGACGCAGAUGUCGACAUGGUGGGUGAAGAAGAGGAAGAGGUCGACCGCGAAAAGAUCCGGCUUCUGUCGCAGGCCACAUCGGAGGACGGUACAUGUGCGUCGUUCCAGGUGGUCGAGGAGGACCAUACGCUGGGCAACGCGCUGCGCUACAUCAUCAUGAAAAACCCGGACGUUGAGUUCUGCGGGUACUCGAUCCCACAUCCCAGUGAAAAUCUGUUGAACAUCCGUAUCCAGACAUACGGUCAGUCGACUGCUGUAGAGGCCCUCCAAAAGGGUCUCCAGGAUCUCAUGGAUCUGUGCGACGCAGUCGAGGACAAGUUCACGCAGCGCAUACGGGAGAUGUGA